CUCCUUCUGUCUGCGUGGAUCCCGGUCGAUACAGAAUAAGAUGGACCAGAAGACUGGUGAGGCGGACCAGAUAAUGGAGUACUUCAAACAGCAGGUGCUACUGCUCAAGGAGAAAGCAUUGUUACAGGCAUCAAUACGAGAAGAGAAGAAGCUUCUAGUGGAAAAUGCCAAGCUGAAGAAGGACAUUGAGGAGCUGAAGAAAAUUCUGUUCGAAACACAGAAAAAGAGAGGAGCAAAACAGGCAGCCAUGCCCUUGGCAGUCAGCUCCGCUCAGUGCGCCCCCACACCAUCCACCUCUGCUCCCCCAGCGACUGACAGCACGAACGUUACCCACAAAGACAGUGAGGGACGAAGAAGAAGAGCUGAGAGGAAGGCUGAGAGGAUGGAGCGCAGGAAAGAGGCUGCAGCCUUUCAGACAGAGGAAACAGUGGAUGUUUCCCGUCUGGACAUCCGCGUGGGCAGGAUCAUCACGGCCACAAAGCAUCCUGAUGCCGAUUCACUGUACGUAGAGCAAGUGGAUGUUGGCGAGGCCUCUCCCAGGACAGUGGUCAGUGGACUGGUCAAGUACAUUUCCCUAGAGCAGAUGGAAAACCGGAUGGCAGUGCUGCUGUGUAACCUGAAGCCAUGCAAGAUGCGAGGAGUGGUAUCUCAGGCCAUGGUGCUGUGUGCCACCUCCCCAGAAAAGGCGGAGAUGCUGGAGCCACCCAGCGGGGCCAUCCCUGGGGACAGAGUGACUAUCCAAAGCUCCAUUGGUGAGCCAGACCGUGAGCUGAACCCUAAGAAGAAGGUGUGGGAGCAAGUGCAGGCCCACCUGCGCACCGACAGCAAGUGCGUGGCCGUGUACAAAGGGGCUGCCCUCGAGAUUCGUGGCAAAGGCUACUGCAAGGCGCAGACCAUGAGCGACUGCAGCAUUAAGUAAAGCAUGUCGGGUCCACUCUCAUUUUAUUACUACUCAUCUCAUCUGAGCAAUACGAGCCAAAUGGGCUGAUUCACAGUAAAGACAUGCAGAUAAGCGUUCUUUGACUUUUCUAUCAAUGAAUAUCAGCAGACAUUUGAAAAACUCUACAUUAGGAAUGUACAAUUUUUCUUCUCUUUAUUGUCACAGUAUCACAUUUUUUCCAGAUGAAAAAAAACUUUUGAAUUACACAUACAUUUAAUAUCAUAUAACUUUUCAUUUUCAACAUAUUGUCAUUGGAUGCAUUUUGGCACUGGAAAGUAAGAUAUGAAACAUAACUCUUCAAUCCAGCAAAAAAUAUAUUUAGUUACUUAUUUUGUGCAUUAGGUAAAUUUAUGUAUUUAAUAUUCAUUGGAGCAAAAUCGUGUGCGUUAAUAAAGAUUUAUCUACAAGUGUCAUGGGAAUUUAUUCACGAAUGAUGUCUGGGUGAAGUAUGACUGACACAUUAUACGUACAGUACUGUGUUACAAGGCUAUUGUUCAUACCAGUUAGCAUUCCGUGUUGUUACACAUAUUACACAUUAUUAGACAACAUAAUCAUUUCAGAGAGUACAACUGCAAUGUUAACAAGUGUAAAAGUUUA
Molecule: messenger RNA, 1537 nt
Organism: Scleropages formosus (Asian bonytongue)
Lineage: Eukaryota; Metazoa; Chordata; Actinopteri; Osteoglossiformes; Osteoglossidae
Product: aminoacyl tRNA synthase complex-interacting multifunctional protein 1-like
Exons: 7
Coding region: 41-919 (292 amino acids)
Molecular function (GO): tRNA binding
Source: RefSeq, a predicted model, not a curated record